This is a messenger RNA of Talaromyces stipitatus ATCC 10500, 2463 nucleotides long. RefSeq lists its product as uncharacterized. NCBI's taxonomy places the organism in Eukaryota, Fungi, Ascomycota, Eurotiomycetes, Eurotiales, Trichocomaceae. The record is from RefSeq and is a predicted model, not a curated record. Gene Ontology annotation, molecular function: DNA binding. Bases 1 to 2463 code for a protein of 820 amino acids. The transcript is spliced from 5 exons.
AUGCGCUCCCGAGCACAGCGUCAUGGCGGCCACAGCUCAGACAGCGAGACGAGCGAUGUCUCGUUCCAGAUGGACAGCGACCCAGCCGCCAUCAACUCCGCGACCGAUCUCUCGGAUAUAGACGUCCCCCAAGCACCAAAUCGAGACACUAAAGCGCCGCGUGGUAGUCGACGUCAACGCCGGCGUGGCCGAGCGUGCGUCACCCAGCUCACUGGUCCUAUCCGUCCUACUGCCUCGGCUACCGCGCAACCACGAGUUUCUGGCUCGGCCCCGACGAAAGUUGGUCGGAUCAACGCAGAUUCAGAUCGGAAUGCGGCCUUUCGGCUUGAUGAAAAGGACUUCAACGAGUCGAGCGAUGACGAGGGCUCGGACUCCGACUCUGAUCCCGACGUCGAGACCGAUCGCGAGUCCUCGGAUGAUGAAGAAGAUGACGGUUACGCAGAGUCUACAAAGGAGCAGAGAGAGAAAUUGCGUUCACGAUGGGAACGAUUCUGUCGGCGGAAGCGCAAGAAAGCCCGCACGGCGCAAGGAACCGUCCACCUGAAUUGGCAGGACCCUGUGGCUGUCCUCCGUGUUGCAACCCGACGGAUCUUGACCGAAUUCUUUCGGUUUUGUCUUCGUCUCCGCACGGGAAAGGACGGACGAAAGCUACCGGGUAUUGGCAAGCUCAGUAGUCUUGGACAGGACUGGAAGAGCUUUCUUCGUUACUAUGAAGCGGCAACUGGAGUGCCUUUGGACGAGGAGCUGGGUAGAAAAAUGAACAAGCGUUUGCGGAAAUUAGCCCUAACGGAGUUCGAGCUGGACACCGACGAGAAGGAGAAAACACCGAUGUAUAUCGAAGAUCUUGUGCCGCUCCAGGAAACGGUCUUACGAACCCAGGAAAAGCGGUUCUGGCUCGGUCUACAACGCAUCCAACAAUGUCUUUACAAUGUUUUGGCAUGUUUUACAGUCAAUCGGAUCGACGCCAUGCGAAAUCUCCAAUAUAAACAUCUACAGUGCUCCAUGCAGCGAGAUCCUCGGGGCGGACCGCCUAUUAUCUUGCUGGAGAUCACGAAUAAAUUCGCUAAGAAGUAUUUGGGGGUAACACAAGCAAACACUUUUCCGAUCCCUGAGAUUAUCUAUGAUCCCUCUUUGAUGCUCAGCCCGCACUCGUUCCUCUUGGGCAUGCUCCUCCGUAACCAAGCGUUUAGAGCUCCGAAUCUCAGAUCUAUGGAAGAUCUCCGUCGUCUCUUCAUCGGGAAGGGGCGCCAGCAGCUGCCCCUUCCGUUGAAACCGGAAAUGGCCAACUACUAUGUAUUCUGCCGUGUAGAAGCGAAGCGCGGCAAAGUCACUGUGAACCCGAAAUUGCCGAUCUCGAGGGCCACGCUCACAAAGCAGAUCCGAGACUUUGGGGAGAUCGCUGGGUUUCCAUGGGCUGUAUUUACACAUCGGUUUCGUUAUGGUGGCGGCACCAUUAUGAAUGCUAGCGGCCUGGUCAGCGAUGCAAAGCAAAACCUGAUCAUGAAGCACCGCGAUUCCCGGACCUUUCUCAACCACUAUCUUCCGAGACGGGUUGACGUUGACAUGCAAGCCCUGAUGCGAGGUCUUGAACCUGACUCGGAGCUGAUGCGAGCAAUCACGCGCAUGGGACGCUGGAUGGAUCCGCGGAGGCCGCGUGAACUCACAGACGAGCAGAAGGCUUCGGUGGAGGACGAACCAGAGCUGAUUAAGGCUAUCGAGAAACGAGACCGACUAGCGCUGGAGUUGCAAUCUCAGUCGAAGAAGGACGAGGACCAAUUCGCAAAGCUAGCGCGACUCAAGAGAGCCGUGACCAAUACUCGUAACCGCCUCCUAUACGCCCUGCGCUCUCGCGUCCGGCGGGACUUCGAUGAUGAGCAAGCAGUCAUCGACAUCGAGCAGCAGCUUGCUGGCACUGCCAUCGCCGACGACGAGACCAAGGAGAGGCUCAAGAACGAGGACCGAAUGCCUCCGGAACUGGUCACUCUCAAUGAGAAGCUGAUGACGUGGCCGACGUCCGACUCGAUUGAGGCGGAGUGGCGACGCCGGAACGAGGCGGUGGAGGCGGUGCGUGUCUACUGCGAUGUCCUCGAAGGUGGCCCGCCUCGAGGGAGGCGUCCCCAGGCUGUGAACUACGUCGAGGAAGAUGUUGUGAUGGAAGACGCGCCAGUGACGUCGGUCACUGCCCUUUCUGAGCGAGACCGGUCCUUCCAAGCUGCUAAGGAGCACAUUCAGACGGCGUCUGAGCCGUUGUGCUGUUUUCAGUGUUUUGCUGAUCCAGGCCAAGCGGACAGCCGGCGUCUCAAGCAUUACCCCUACCACCGAAAUCUGGUGCGCCAUUUCCGAGACUGGCAUCUGGAUGAACGUCGGUGUAAUUUCUGCGGAGAUCAGGCAGGAGAUUUCCUCCAGGAGAUGCAUUGGAAGGCCCAUGUCUGUAAUACCCACCGCCUGCUGAAAUGUAGGUGA